AUGCUUACCACCCCGCAAGUCAGCCGGUUCACCGCCAUGCCCAGGCUCGAGCCCUGCGCACGCAGCCGCAGCGGCGUGAUCUCUGCCGUGUACGUGGACGGGAGCGACCCCCACCCGACCGAAAACGCCGCGACCGUGGCCAGCGUGAACGCCACGCAGGCAGCCGUGCUCGCUGGCGACGUCUCGCCGAUGCAGAGUGUGAGAGCCAGGCCGGUCAGCGAGGCGGCCACGCCGCCGGCGCUGGCCAGCAGGAGCGGCCGCCGGCCGAAGCGGUCGGAAAAGAGCGAGACCACGAGUAUGAAGCACGUCUUGACGACACCGAUGGCCACGGUGGCGCCCAAGAUGGCGCUAUUCGACGACAUGCCUGCCUUCUUGAACAUGAGCGGGCUGUACAGCAGGAUGGCGUCGACGCCCAACGCUUGCUGGAGGAAGUUGAGCCCGACCACGAAGACAAGGAUCCGCCGGACCAUCGCUGACGGUCGAAAGAUCAGCUCCCGCCACACGCCGCUAUCGGCUUCUCGCGGCGCCUCGACGACCCGCUUGAUCUCCUCAAACCGGAGCUCGGCCUCGGCGGCGGUAUCGGAGGUGCGCACGAGCACUGCGCGCGCGUCGUCCUCGCGCCCGCGCAUGGCGAGCCACCGCGGGGACUCCGGCAUGGCGAGCACCCCGGCGGCGAGGAGCACCGGUGGGAGCACGCCGAUGGCGUACAUGACGCGCCAACUGAGGUGCACCGGCAGGCCAGCCAAGGCGUAG
Triticum turgidum subsp. durum (durum wheat) is the source of this 753-nucleotide messenger RNA. The record is from the annotation of a GenBank genome assembly. NCBI's taxonomy places the organism in Eukaryota, Viridiplantae, Streptophyta, Magnoliopsida, Poales, Poaceae.